This is a messenger RNA of Hibiscus syriacus, 2910 nucleotides long. RefSeq lists its product as uncharacterized. The transcript is spliced from 6 exons. The record is from RefSeq and is a predicted model, not a curated record. NCBI's taxonomy places the organism in Eukaryota, Viridiplantae, Streptophyta, Magnoliopsida, Malvales, Malvaceae. Bases 2077 to 2757 code for a protein of 226 amino acids.
AUUGACGCCGCUGGGUUUGGGAAUGUGCUUCCACAAGGGUGGAAGCUUAUGCUCUUUGUGAAGAGGAGAGGCAGCCAUUUUUGGUUAGCUUGUAGCCGAUAUAUAAGCCCUAAUGGACAACAGUUUGUUUCCUGCAAGGAGGUUUCUUCAUACUUGCUCUCCUUUGGUGGACUUAAAGAUUCAAGCCUGGAAACUUCAAAUCUUGCUGACAAGGGCAUUGAUUUUGCUGUCAAACCCUCAUCCGGAAAUUUGCCAACUACAUAUAGAUCUUCUGAAAACGAGAAGGGAACUCCCUUACAAAGAAUGGGGAGUCCAAGGGAAGUCCAGAGAGCUGAAAUAAUAAAAUGCCACAAAUGCACCAUGACUUUCAAUUUGCAAGACGAUUUUAUAUGCCACCUGUUAUCAUCUCACAAAGGAUCAGCAAUGAGUUCGGUAGAUGGUACCUUAACUAAUGAGGAGGUGAAAAACAAAAAUGGAAAAUAUGAAUGCCAGUUUUGUCAUGAACUAUUUGAAGAAAGGAAUUGCUACAGUAGCCAUCUUGGGAUCCACAUGGAAAACAAUAUGAAGAAAGUUGAAGGUUCUGCUGGAGAGCAAAACAUCAUCCAGCCAUUAAAUUCCGCUCCCAACAACAAAAUGGGGUCUGGUACUCAUUGCAGUGAAUCUAAUGAAAAUCCUCUGGUUCAAAGGUUUACUGAUAACAAUCAUGAAUGCAAUUUAUUGUCUCAUGAUGAACAGGAUAAGGUUAACAGGAAUGAAAGAGUGUUAGCUGAUAAAAAUUGUGAGACAAAGUAAAUUCUAUUCUGCAGCUGAUAAUAAAGGAGAUGUCAAUGCUGCUGCUGUAGCUGCUGAUCUUAAUGUUUCUUUGGGUUCUGAAAAUGUCUUGUUUACUGCUGACAAAGAAGGGAUUUCCCAACCUUCAUGUAAAAUAGAUGUGGGAUUUGCCAUUCCAGUGGAUGAGAAUAAGAGAAAGUGUGCUUCAGGCACCAGUUUCCUUCCAAAUUCUAAGGGAAAUAUGUUUACUGAUGAAAAUAUUGAGGAUAGACAUUUUCCUAGUUUUUUGAAACGGAUGGAAGCUGAUUUGAAGGAUAAAGCUACAAAGGAUGAUCGAAAAACUGGCUGUGCUGAUACUAGAAUAAGGCUGGAUAAUGCUAGAAUUGAUUCUAAGCCGGAAAAUUAUAGUGAAGGUUAUUCACUCAUUCCUUCCGGCAACAAUAAAAGAGUUAAUUUCGUGGAUCAUUUGAAAGGGGCUUCUGUUACAAUAGAUUCUGCGCAUAAAAGAGGAUCUGGAUGUGGUUUAACUUCGUCCAAAGAUAGUCAAACAUGUGUCAUCAACAAUAAUUCAAUUCUAGUCUCUGGUACAUUAGAUGAUCCAGCAUCUAUUAUGGUCAAUGAGUUUGCAAAUAUUGGCCCUACUGUUUCUUUUCAAAGCCAUUUCCCUAUGAAGAAACCCUCACAAGAUAAAAGUGAAACUGUCUUGCUUGCUUCACAUGGAAGGGAGCAAAUAUUUCCUUCGGACAAUAAUGCAUUUAAGGUCUUUAGCCGGACAAUAGAGAUGUCUGAACUUGAUGAAGGCCAAAAUUCUAGAGGAUUAAUUCAAGGUGUCAACAGGCAUGACAGUGGUGUGGGUGCUAACAAUCUGGCUUGUGUCAAGCAUGAAAUUAAAGAUAGUCAAUUUGGCCCAUCUUCAUAUAAGAAAACAUCUACCUGCACACCAGAGUAUAAACAGGGUAAAGGGUCUGAGAGCAUUCUCUAUCAACAAUAUGCUAAUCAGCAAAACAGUAACUAUGAAAAUAGUAUGAACAAAGUUUCUCUCUUUACAAUAGAGGAGCCCAAACACAAAGGGGGAAGCUUCUUUUCUGGAAAUGCUUAUUCUAGACCAGGACCAUUUGCUUUGGCAACGUGCAGGGAAGUUGUUCCCCUCAUUUUUCUGGAAAUAGGGAGAAAAUUGCUGGUAAAAAUAAUGUACCUGGUAUUAGCAGUGGUGCUGUUCAUGAACUAAAGCAAAAUAAAGAUCCUUUUGGGAAUUUCUUUGGUCUAUCGAGUAGUGAACAAACACAUGUUGCAAAUAAUUUGAACAUGGUUCAUGCAGGCACAGCACAUAAUGGGUCUAGGUUACAGGGUUUUGAAAAUGCAGGGAAUAAUGAAAUAAUGAUUGGCUAUUCCAAUCAUGCCCGACCUAUUGAGGAUUCCGUGACUGGGCUCACAUGGAAAAGUAAUGAAGGAAAUGUUCUGCUGAGUGGUUUGGCUGAUACUUCAUCCCAGCUGUUGCCAUCAUCUGGUUAUUACCCUACAUUUGACUGGAUGUCACAUAAGGGUGAAAGUGAAAUGUUUGACAUUAGUGGAAAGGGCAGCAGUGCAUCAGCUUUUGAAGGCCUGCAAUCAGAUAGCAUAGAACAUAUGGAAUAUAAUUUUCUGACUGCUCAAUCAAGUUCUUGUUCAGGAAAUUCCAAGGGUGGAAGUGAAAUGUUCAACAUUAGUGGGAAGUGCAGCAAUGAACCAGGUUUUGGAGGGCUGCGAUCUGAUAACUUAGAACAUAUGGAAUAUAGUUUUAUGACUGCCCAACUGAGUUCUCGUUCAGUAAACUCAAAGGAUGUUCUGCCACUGUUGCCUAAAAUAGCUGGCAGACAUCAGGUUUCCUUGUGUCCUUGGUGUGGAAAUGAGUUUUAUAACGAGGCUGUUGACGUCAGGGCACAAAGAAGCACGGUUAUGUGUGCCAACUGUCAGGCUAGGUUCUCUAGGAACUGUGAUUUUAUGUAGAAUAGCAUGUUUACAAGCAUAACAACAUGUCUGAUUCCCAAGCUCUUUGAUUCAAGACAGAAUCUGAAACAAAUUGAAGGCUGAACUAGUCUGCUUAUGGGUUGAUCAAAUUAUUGUCCUCCCAACGCAGAGUUUGCAGUUCUGGUAUGAUUU